CAUUGGCGGAGAGGAGGGCGGGGCGGGGUCGCCCGGAGCGGCUACACUAGGCCGUUCCUGCGGAGGUGAGCAGCUUGCCUGGAAGGCACGGUGUGUGCAGCAGCGUUUCGGCUUGCAGCGGCGAUCCAACCCGGCCCUAGGAGGAAGAGUGUGCAGCAGCGAUCCGGCUUGGCCAUGGCAGCGUCUCCUCUGAAAGUGUGCAUCGUGGGCUCAGGGAACUGGGGAUCAGCUGUUGCAAAAAUCAUUGGCAAUAAUGUGAAGAACCUGCAGAAGUUCGCGUCCACAGUCAAGAUGUGGGUCUUCGAAGAGACGGUGAAUGGGAGGAAGCUGACGGACAUCAUCAACAACGACCACGAAAACGUGAAAUAUCUCCCUGGACACAAGCUGCCAGAAAAUGUCGUCGCUGUCCCGAGUCUCAGCGAGGCUGUGCAGGACGCAGACCUGCUGGUGUUCGUUAUCCCUCACCAGUUCAUUCACAAGAUCUGCGAUGAGAUCACAGGCAGGGUGCCCAAGAAGGCCCUGGGCAUCACCCUCAUCAAGGGCAUAGACGAGGGCCCUGAGGGCCUGAAGCUCAUCUCCGACAUCAUCAGAGAGAAGAUGGGAAUCGACAUCAGUGUGCUGAUGGGGGCCAACAUUGCCAGUGAGGUGGCUGCGGAGAAGUUCUGUGAGACAACCAUCGGCAGCAAAGUAAUGCAGAACGGCCUUCUCUUCAAAGAGCUGCUACAGACGCCCAACUUCCGAAUCACCGUGGUAGAUGAUGCCGACACUGUGGAGCUCUGCGGUGCUCUUAAGAACAUUGUUGCCGUGGGAGCUGGCUUCUGCGAUGGCCUCCGCUGUGGAGACAACACUAAGGCAGCUGUCAUCCGCCUUGGCCUCAUGGAAAUGAUCGCCUUCGCCAAGAUAUUUUGUAAGGGUCAGGUGUCCACGGCCACCUUCCUGGAGAGCUGCGGGGUAGCUGACCUCAUCACCACCUGCUAUGGAGGGCGGAACCGCAAGGUGGCAGAGGCCUUCGCCAGGACCGGGAAGACCAUUGAAGAGCUGGAGAAGGAGCUGCUCAAUGGGCAGAAGCUCCAGGGACCUCAGACCUCUGCUGAGGUGUACCGCAUCCUCAACCAGAAGGGGCUGCUCGACAAGUUUCCUCUCUUCACAGCGGUGUAUCAGAUCUGCUAUGAAGGCAAGCCUGUCACACAGAUGCUGUCCUGCCUGCAGAGCCACCCAGAGCACAUCUGAAGGGAAUGUGGCAGCCAUCAGGGAUCAGCCAGAAAACCAGGGCUUGGCAGUGAAAAUGAUCCCUGCUGAACUGCGCUCCGAUCCCCAACACAUACAGAUUGUUACGGCUUGGUUUCUGUGCCGGGAGAGGCACUUCACUGGAUAAGAUGUGUUGGAUAACAGCUACGCACACACACAUGAGUGAGUGUGAGUGAGUGUGAGUGAGUGUGUGUCUGUGUGUGUGUAUAUAUACAGGUGUGUACCUUUAUCGUUCUGUGGCUGUUUCUCUGAACCCAAAUCAGGUGUCUAUUUUAAUGAUCACAUAUUAAAUUCCCCUGCAGGGCAGCUUAUGAGAUUAGAACUAACUCAGCUGAACUUUAUGGAUGUGACUCCUUUAUAUGCGAGUGAAGGGAAAAAAGUUUUUUCCCCGUAUGAAACAAUUGUCCAGCACAAUUGACCACCACACUUUGCUUUUAAACAGUAUCUCCUGAGCCAGUGGGAUGAGCUCCUC
Messenger RNA from Acomys russatus (golden spiny mouse), 1720 nucleotides. RefSeq names its product glycerol-3-phosphate dehydrogenase 1 like (gene Gpd1l). Gene Ontology annotation, molecular function: protein homodimerization activity; glycerol-3-phosphate dehydrogenase [NAD(P)+] activity; NAD binding. Gene Ontology annotation, biological process: carbohydrate metabolic process; glycerol-3-phosphate catabolic process. The transcript is spliced from 8 exons. Gene Ontology annotation, cellular component: cytosol; glycerol-3-phosphate dehydrogenase (FAD) complex. The coding region runs from base 175 to 1230 and encodes 351 amino acids. NCBI's taxonomy places the organism in Eukaryota, Metazoa, Chordata, Mammalia, Rodentia, Muridae. The record is from RefSeq and is a predicted model, not a curated record.